Messenger RNA from Salarias fasciatus (jewelled blenny), 3808 nucleotides. It is a transcript of the gene znf710b, whose product is annotated as zinc finger protein 710b. Gene Ontology annotation, cellular component: nucleus. The record is from RefSeq and is a predicted model, not a curated record. Gene Ontology annotation, biological process: regulation of gene expression. NCBI's taxonomy places the organism in Eukaryota, Metazoa, Chordata, Actinopteri, Blenniiformes, Blenniidae.
CUCCCCUCAUCCCUCACGUAUAAAUAGGAGUCGAACAUAGCCUAUUCUCACUUCAACACUCGCAGUGAAGAAUGAGAUCCUUAAAGCACCUGAAGCCACACAGCAGGAGGAGCGUGGAGGAGGCGAGCCGGCGCCUGGGUAGAUGUGAGCCCAAGGUAAUGGCCAGGCUGGUGGACAUAGGCACACAGACAGAUCCGGUAGUUGUGCUGUCCUUGGCCCAGGCCGCCGUGCUAGGUCUCAUCUCCCAGAAUGAAGUGUUUGGAGCUACCAUUGCACCCAACGGCUUCUACACCGGCGAACCUAAAGAGUCCCCUGCGCCCCCAGUAGACGGAGUCGACUACGAGUACGCUGACCAGCUUAUCGGAGCCAACGGAGAUUACCUAGGAGACAACCUCGGAGAAGACGGACAGAUGCAACCCAGCUGCAGUCAGAGGAGGUGGCAGCAGGGGCCUCCCCAGCAUCCUGAUGGGAAGAUGGUUGUCCCAGAUCGACAUGGCCUCCAAGGCACUGAUGUGUCCUCAUCCCAUGUGAAAGGGGAAGGGGUGACCUCUGGAUUGUCCUCUUGUGUCCACAUGUUGAACAAUAUGGCCCCCAGAGGUGGUCUGGUGCAAGUAGAUCCAGCCUCUCUGAGGGCCGCCAACAAGAACUGUGUUGAGUGUGAACGUGAAGCGAAUAACCAGCCGCAAGUCAACGCUCACGGCCACCCUCCUCCCUCCCAGGUGCCCCACAGAGGAGCAGAGCAGGGCCACAGGGGACUGCAAGGCCAGCGCCCCAUGGGGGCCCAUGGUCGAGGUGGAAGAGAGGAUGAAGAAGAUGUAGAGCACCAGGGAAACGCGAUGAUGAAGCCCACGCAGCAAGAGGAAGCUAUCAGCAGCUACUUCCAGACCAGCGAAGUGGGAAGCUACGAUUCGGCCGAAAUGGGCAUGGGGGCCGAGUACGAGGACAACAGCCAGAGCAUGAUGUGGACAGACGGCGGGGGAGGAGGGCAGCACCAGCAGCCUCCGCACCCGCAGCCCCCUCGUCGGCACGGUGGACGCAGAGUCGACAGGCUGGAUAUCAACAUCCAGAUCGACGAGUCGUACUGCGUCGACGUGGGGGACGGUCUGAAGCGCUGGAAGUGCCGCAUGUGCGAUAAGUCAUACACGUCCAAAUACAACCUGGUCACGCACAUCCUGGGCCACAACGGCAUCAAACCACAUGCCUGUCCACAUUGUGGGAAGCUCUUCAAGCAGCCCAGCCACCUACAAACCCACCUUUUAACCCAUCAAGGUACGCGUCCGCACAAGUGCACCGUAUGCAAGAAAGGCUUCACCCAGACCAGCCACCUGAAGAGACACAUGCUCCAGCACACCGACGUCAAGCCCUACAGCUGCCGCUUCUGUCGCCGCGGCUUUGCCUACCCCAGCGAGCUGAGAGCGCACGAGGUGAAGCACGAGCGCGGCCGUUGCCACGUCUGCUCGCAGUGCGGCAUGGAGUUCCCCACAUACGCCCACCUCAAACGCCACCAGACCAGCCACCAGGGCCCCCACACCUUCCAGUGCACGGAGUGUAACAAGUCUUUUGCGUACCGUAGCCAGCUCCAGAACCACCUCCUGAAGCACCAGAGCCCGAGGCCUUAUACCUGCUCCCAGUGCGGCCUGGAGUUUGUGCAACUCCACCACCUACGACAGCACUCGCUCACACAUAAGGGGAUGAAGGGCCACAAGUGUGACGUCUGCUCCCGGGAGUUCACGCUGUCGGCCAACCUGAAGCGGCACAUGCUCAUCCACAACAGCGUGCGACCGUUCCAGUGUCACGUCUGCUUCAAGAGCUUCAUCCAGAAACAAACCCUCAAGACGCACAUGAUCGUCCACCUGCCCGUGAAGCCAUUCAAAUGCAAGGUAUGUGGCAAGUCUUUCAACAGAAUGUACAACCUGCUGGGCCACAUGCACCUCCACGCUGGCAGUAAGCCUUUCAAGUGUCCUUACUGCACCAGCAAGUUCAACCUGAAGGGGAACCUCAGCAGGCACAUGAAGGUCAAGCAUGGGAUGGACGUCUCACCCGAAGGACAAGAAGUUCUUCCCGAAAUGGAAAGCCAGGAUCAGUAUGAAGGACAGAACUUCGGCUUUACGUCAGCAGACAGUAUGGACAAUGGAGGCUCCCAAAACCUCACGAAACUCACUACAGCCAACAUGGAGGACAUGGAGGAGUAUUACAAUUUCGGAAAGGAUACAGGCAACUACACAACACCAUGAGUGUUGGUGGACCACAGAGUACGUUCAUUGUCUUGUUUUGGAAUAAUCCGUUUUUUUGGGGGGAGGACAGAAGGAAGUGACAUAUAGCUGCUGUCAAGGUUUGGGAGACUCUGCGAAAGAGGUUUUCCGUUCAGUGUCGGCCUCCUUCCAGAAGAGCCUGACCUGACGGGACUGAUGCGAGGCCAGGAAGGAGGAACACUUCAACUCUGUUGCUCAUAACAGAGACACUGAAACUGCUGACGCGAUCCGGAGCUCCCUUUUUUUGGUUUUGGGAUUUAUACGCUUGUCGACUCAAAGACUCUCAAUGACGGACAGUUAAAUCUGUAUGUUGUGUGUAUGUGUCAGUUAAUUGAGGACAAAAAAAAAAGAAGAGAAAAAAGUUACAGUUUCAGAGUCAUCAGUUACAUUCAAUGUGAUACAAAAAAAAAAUGUUUUUGCCAUCGUUUUCAUUCACAACCAAUAUAUGCCCUUAUAUUUUUGACUGAAAGUGCCAGAUAGAAGAAUUUUGCAAUUGAGCUCCCACUGUGUCAGCUAUUUACUCACUGUAUAUCCAAGUUUUGAUAAAUAGCCACAACAUACUCCUAGGUUUGAAUGCUCUUACUUAACAGUUCCUAAUAGUAGUGACUUGUUCCUGCCCCGCCCCCAGUUUAACGGGUCCGUUUUGUCAAUGCAGUCGCGCUUAUCGCGCAGGACAUUCCAGCCUUUUUUCUUUCACCGGAACACUCACUACCAAAGUCGCUACUGUCCCCCGUUAAACAAACCUGCCAGCAGGUCAACGCCCCUCUCAGUGUACAAACAGUUCUGCAACAAGCAGUGUUUACCCACAGUUUCUGUUUCACAUGGUUUAGCAUUACAUUAAUAACCCUCCCCGCGUAGUGAAUAUACUGCUCUAGUUUUUGAAUUACUGAGUGAACAAUGCAAAGCACUUUUUCAUUGAAGCCUGUCAUUUUCCUGUGAGCGUCUCCAGUUAGAGUGAACUCGUCUGCCUUGAAGAGAAGAGCUGGGGGAAAUAAGAUUGUUGUGUCUGUGGGACCCCGGUGACGGCAAUAUUAUUACACACAAACAGGAGUCUUUUCUCAGUAGAUUUUUGUAAGCUGUGAUUUUCCUUCACAUGGAUUUGUCACAGUGUCAAUUCAAGUAUAAGUUAAAGGAUGAGAAACCGGGAAGUUUGGUUCCUCUCGGCUCUUUGGGGUUCAGCUCUAAGUCAGGUCUGGUUUCACUUCACUUUUAAUUCAGGUUUUUUUUUUUUUUUUCAGCCUCAAAGGACAAAAAUCAAGUAGAUCUGAAAGUCAAUUGAGAAAAAUAUAAAUAUUGAAAAGUAUUUCGGAAGUCCUGCUUUGUUAGAUUUGGAAGAGACUGAAUUGAAAGUGAACUGACACUAGAUCUGCUCUUCAGAUGUGUUUUUUUUUUUUGGGGAAGACACUCUGCUCCCCCCUGUCCUGCCAUGCAGGUCAGCCUCGAUAUGCACACUAAACCGGAGGAAUGGUCUACUAGUUCUUUUUUUGAGAUGAGAAAUAUCAAACUGAGACCUCAUGGAAAUUGACCAUGAAUUAUUUAAUAAAGGUUCUCUAGUU